AUGUCGGGUAAAAGUGAUAUAUGGAAUCAUUUCAUAAAAAAAUAUUUAGGAGGCACAUGCAAAUAUUGUCACCAAGAAUUAAAAACUAAGGGAAACACAACAAAUUUGCGUAAUCAUUUAUUAAGACGCCAUCCAACAAUUAAGACCGUAAAUCUCAAAAAGAAGAGUGAAAGUGGUGGUGGUAAAUGUGAUAAUGCACAAAAUGGUGAUGGAAAUGAACAAGCGAGCGCGGAAUACCGAGGAGCAAUGCGGGAGGCGGAGGCCACUCACUUUAGGCGUCUAGCCGAGGGUGGGAACGAGGAUCCUUAG
Messenger RNA from Leptosia nina, 309 nucleotides. The record is from the annotation of a GenBank genome assembly. Lineage: Eukaryota; Metazoa; Arthropoda; Insecta; Lepidoptera; Pieridae.